AUGAUAAACCGGUUACUAUACGCCAGUAGUAAAAUAAAUAAUAAAUCACAAAUACUUGGUAAAAGUUAUAUUAAAAAUGGAGUUGUGACACCAUUAUUAUCAUCAACUCAAAUAAUAGACUUUAUUCAAAAACAUAAUCAAACAAUUCAAAAUUUUUCAACAACAACAACAACCACAACUACAACAAUUAUAAAUAAUGAAAUAAAUGAAAUAGAUGAAGAUGAAAAAUCAAAAACAGGAAUAAUAAUUAACUCAAAUUCAAAUUCAAAUUUAGAUUCAAAUUCAAAUUUAAAUCCAAAUUCAGAUUCAAAUAAAGAGGAUGAAAAUAUAGUUUUAAAUAAUGAAAUUUAUAAUAAAAUAAAAUAUUUAUCUAAAGAUGUUAAAGAAUCAUUAAAGAAUCCAAAUUGGAAAUAUUAUAAAACAAUUGAAAAGAAAAGUAUGUUAAAUGAUUUAGAUAGAUUUUUAGAGAGUUCAACCAAGAUAACAAUGAUACCAGAAAGAUUAUACGGAUUAUUUAUUGUACAUUGUAUUAGUAAGAAUAAAAUUGGUGAUGCAAAUUAUUUAUUUCAAUAUACACCAUUAAUAAAGGGUGAUUAUUAUUAUCCAUUCGUUUCAAUUUCAAAUUAUUACCUCAAUAAUAAUGAUUCAAAUGGAUUUAUAGACUUUUUUCAAAAGAAUAUUAAAAAAUAUAAAUCAUUUUUAGGUACAAUUGAUUUUUUAAUUUUAUUAAAAAAUUGUUUAAAUUAUAGAGAUAAAAAGAAGAAACAUGAUGGUGAACAUAGUAAUGCUAAUGGUAAUGGUAAUAGUAAGAAUAAUCAAAUUGAAGAAGAACAAAAACAAGAAGAAGAAGAAGAAGAAGAAGAAGAAGAAGAUUUUAAAAUUGGUUUAGAAAUUCAUGAAAAAGUUUUAUCAAUAAUUAAUGGUAAAAAUUUAACAACUGGUAAAACUUAUUCAAGUGCAAUCACUUCAUUAACACAUGGUUUAAUUUAUUCAAAAUCUAAAUUAAAAACUGAAACUUAUGAUAAUUCAUUUCAAAGAAUUUAUCAAGAAUAUUUAAAUUUUAUUUCAAAUAAAAAUCAAAUUCGAAAUCAAAUUAACGAUGGUAGUGAUAAUAAUAAUAAUGAUAAUAAUAGUAAUAAUAUUAUUAAUGGUAAAGAACAAAAUCAAAGUAAUAAUAAUAGUAAUAAUAAAAAGAUUAAAAUUAGUUCAACAAUGUAUUCAACAUUAUUUCAAUUAUAUAUAAAAAGAAAAGAUAUUGAAAAAUGUAAAAUAAUGUAUGAAGAGAUGAAAAGUGAAGCUUUAGUGAUUGUACCAUCGAUAUUUUAUCAUUUAAUAGUAUUAGCAAAAGAAUGUAAAGAUAUUGAAUUUUAUAAUCAACUUAUAAGAGAUACACUUUGUUUAGGUAAAGGUUAUGUAGCGGCAAUGGUUUUAUUGUAUACGAAAUACUAUGGUCAUGGUGGCAGUGAGAUUAGGUUUAUCUAUGAGGAUUUGGUUAAAUGUAUCGAUCAAGGUAUGAUGAAUAGUGAUAGUAGCAGCAGCAGUGCGCAAGAAAAAAGAGACCAUUUGGUAACCAUUGAAAAGUUGAUAUCAUCGUUUCUAAAGAUCAAUAGAUACCAUUUGGCAUUGGAAUGGUAUGCAAAACGUAUCGUUGACUACAGGUUGGCACCAAAUCAUAGGAAUAUAGUCUCAUUCAUAGUUCAUCAUAUAGAGAGAUACGAGAAUAAUCUACGUGAUUAUUGGGUGAAUGUCAUGUUUAGAUUUGGUAUAAACAUUAAAGCACCCGCAUUAGAGUCAUUGUUGAACGAGUUCCAUCAUAUGGACCCUUUGAAUAAUAUACGUAUAAUCCAUAAUUUCUUAGACCCAGAGGCACCAUUCAAAGCGUUGGAGGAGGAUCCUGAAGGGAUUAAAAUCGAAGCGAGUCAUAUCAUUCAUAAGAGACCUUCGAAUUUAGUGAUUCCAAAAUUAAUUUUUAAAAAUCAUUUCACAAAAAAAAGAGGUGAGCAAUUGGUUCAAUACAUUAAUGACACCUAUCAUUCUAAAGAUAAAAUACCAUUCAAUGAUCUAUUGAUUCAAUCGAUUCUUGCCAUUAAAUCAGUUGAUGAUGCAAAACUUUAUUUAUACAAUUUCUAUUUACCCUCGAAUCAAUACAUUAGAAGCAUCAUAUUCGAUCCUUUUGUAUACCAAUUAUUACUUAAACCAUCGAAUCCUAGGGCUGUACUUAACUUUGGUUUAAAUUUAAUCUACAGUGAACCAGAUGCAAUCAAAGAUCUUCCAACAACUUUAAAUUCGAUUUUCAAUGUUUUCCUCAACGAGCGUAUGUAUGAUGUGUCUAAUAAAAUUUUGAAUAAAAUCAUCUUAACCAAUAGUCAUCCUUACCUCGACGAUUUACCAUCAACUCUUGGUAAAUAUAUAAAAUCAACACUCACUCAAGAUUCAAUCAAUAAAAUCAAAUCUCUUAUUGAUUCUGAAAAACAAGUUCAUGUUUGCUUUUCAAAUUUAUUUCUUAAACAUUUACUUUCAAAUUAUUUACAAUCAAAAUCUAGUAAUGAUUCAAUUCAAUUCAUUGAAUAUUUUAAAAAAAUUAAAGAUAUUGAUACACAAUCAAUUAAAAUUUUAAUUAGUUUUUUAAUUGAAAAAGAAAUUAAAUUAAUUGGUUAUAAUAAAAUGAAAAAUAAUAAUAAUAAUAAUAAUAAUAAUAAUAAUAAUAAUAAUAAUAAUAAUAAUAAUAAUAAUAAUAAUAAUAAUAAUAAUAAUAAUAUAGAUGAUAUUGAUGAUGAUGAUGAUAAUAAUAAUAAUAAUUUUAAUAAUAAUCCAAAUAAUAAUAAUAAUAAUAAUAAUUUUAAAGAAGAUCGAAGGAUUAAAAGAAAAAAUAUAAAAGUUGUAAAGAAAUUAAUUAUAGAUUUUAAAAAUAUAGUUGAAGAUUUAUUAUUAUUAAAAAUUAAAGGUUUAGAAUCAAGACAAAAAACAAUUGAUAGAAAUAAACAUGAAGAAAGAAUAAAAUAUAUUGAAAGAUUAAAUCAACAUCAUAAUGCGAAUUUAACACAUCCACAAAUUGAAAGACUUGAUAUAUUGGAGGGUACUUCUAAAUAUAGUUAUAAUAAAAAAGAGAGAAAUCAAAGACGUCUAAAAGAACAAUUUAAAAUAUUACAAAGCCAAGAGAAAUUGAAAAAAUUAAAAAUUAAAGGUUCAGAACGUACUAUUAAAAUACAACAAAUACAAUUUGAACCACAAGAAACACAAAAACUAAAAAGAUUAAUGGGAGAACGUAUAACUAUUUUCCUUGGUGAUCAUUUGGAACCUGUCGAAUUCGAUUUACCUUCAAAAGAUAUAAUUCAACCACAUUCAACACUUUUAGUUGAUGGUUUACAAAAUGUUCAAAUUUUAGAUUUAAUAAUUCAAUCUUUAUUAAAGAAACCUCAAUUUGUUGAAAGUAUCUUUGAUUUCCUCUAUAAUUUUUCAAAUGAUUUUAAAUUUAAUUAUUUUCUUGAAAAAUCAAAAUUAAAAAAAGUUCAAAAAAAGAAUAAAAAUAAAAAUAAAAAUAAUAAUAAUAAUAAUACAGAUGAUAAUAAUACAGAUAAUAAUAACAAUACAGAUAAUAAUAACAAUACAGAUAAUAAUAACAAUACAGAUAAUAUAAAUAAUAAUACAGAUAAUAAUAUAAAUAGUAAUAAUAAUAAUAUAGAUAAUAAUAAUAAUAAUAACCCUAAUAAUAUAGAUAAUACAAUAGAUAAUAAUAAUAAUAAUAAUAAUAAUAAUAAUAAUAAUAAUAAUAAUAAUAAUAAUAAUAAUAAUAUUGAUAAUAAUAUAAAUAAUAUAAAUAAUAUAAAUAAUAAUAAUAAUAAUAAUAAUAAUAAUAAUAAUAAUAAUAAUAAUAAUAUAAAUAGUAAUGAUAAUAAUAAUAUAAAUAAUAGUAAAAGAAAAAAAGUAGGUCCACUCCUUUGUAAAAUUUCACAAAAUACUCUUGAAUUGGUUUUAAAGAAGGCUUCAAAUAUUGAACAUUUGAAACCACAUAUUUAUCCUUUAUUCUUGAAAUAUCAUAAAGCAAGCCCAAGACCAAUAGUUUAUAAUCCUCAAAUCAUUGAAAUAGUUAUGGAUUGUCCAAAUUUAGAUAAAGAUCUUGUUAAUUCACUCAAACAAAAAGUUGAAGAAAACAAAGAUCAAGAAAAAUUAGAAAAUUUACCAUUAUCAUUACCACCAGAUAAUAUUUUAAAUUAUUAA
Dictyostelium discoideum AX4 is the source of this 4218-nucleotide messenger RNA. RefSeq lists its product as hypothetical. The transcript is spliced from 2 exons. The record is from RefSeq and is a predicted model, not a curated record. Bases 1 to 4218 code for a protein of 1405 amino acids. Lineage: Eukaryota; Evosea; Eumycetozoa; Dictyosteliales; Dictyosteliaceae.